Molecule: messenger RNA, 474 nt
Organism: Mucor mucedo
Lineage: Eukaryota; Fungi; Mucoromycota; Mucoromycetes; Mucorales; Mucoraceae
Exons: 2
Coding region: 1-474 (157 amino acids)
Source: RefSeq, a predicted model, not a curated record
AUGCUUGAUACCAACAUCUACAACUACCAGACCUCUGUUUCGCAAGGAUUAGAUUCUCCAUUUAAUAGUCUGUUUAACUCUGCCUCCAGCUCCGCUUUCGGUCACAAUCAUCUUGUAGCUGAAGUGCCAUUUCUUAAGCAUGAAGUUAUGGAAAUAAAAACAACGAUUACAGAGUUAAAAGAAAUGAAUAAACACAUGGCUGGUCAUUCAGGGAUCCAAGGUAUGUCUGGUUCUACUGAUCAAGAAGGCAACACGGAAUUAAGAAACCUAUUCAGCAAUAUCUACACUGAGGAGAAGAAAAAGGCUUUGUUACAGAACCCGAAUUGUUUCAACCAACAUGUUAAAGCUAAACCCUUAGGUGUCUCUGCAAAGAACCAGGUCAUUGAAAUCUCGAGAACCUACUUCAAAAGCCACCGCAAUAUAUUGGAAGGUGGUUCUGUUUCAAUGAAUGACUGCGAACUGGAACGUCGAUAG